AUGGAUCCUUCAAAUGAUUUUUCCAUGUCAAUACCAUCAACGUCCUACAAAAUUCAUCGAUCCUUAUCGUUGAACGACGUUUCCAUAAAGCAUCAGAAACAGGGUACAUCUGAUUCCGGAUUCAAUUUAAACAGUUCAGAGAACCUAACAGAAAAUUAUCAAGGGGGACACGGAUUGACAAAUUUUUUUUUACCGAAAAUAAACUCCAACAAAAAACGGCCGAGUGUCCAAACUUCUACAACGUUUCCAAAUUUUCCUUACUAUCAGUGUAAUACGGGUAUCAACAAUAUGGAGAAUCAUUCUUCAAUAUUGGAAACAAUUUCUCAAAAGAAUUCAUUAUGUAUACCCAUUUUAAAAAAAAAAUACUCACUAAAUAAUGAUUAUUUGACGGUAUCAAAAAAAUAUUAUGAAAAUCGAGAAGAAAAAUAUUUAAAUUCUAAUUCUUUUUACUUUACUGAUGCACUUUUGCAUGAAAAGCCGAAUAGGGACCCUUACUCGAUCAAUAAGACCAAAAAAGUAAAUGACUGUACGACUACAUGGGAUUCCAAUGUCACAUCACCGACUAGUCACAAUUUAUUUCACAGCGUUUUAUCAGACAAACGUUUAGAACAAGUUAAAAAGCAUAUAACAUUUACAACGAAUGUUGUCACUGAGGCAGUUCAUGUAUCACAUUUAUGUGGUGUUGCCAAUGCACCGACAGUCUCAAUGGAGAGUCAGCUUAAUAUCAAUGAUGACGAAGGCAACCAACUUCUCGUUAACGAGACUCCUCAUCUAUCUUUAUCAAAAAAUUUUCAAGAAAAAAUACAGCAUAUAUUCAGCAUGUGGUCUGACAAAAGAGAAACGCGCUGGACCCCACUUGAGACAAAACCACCCCAGCAUGUCUUUUCUACAACGGAUGUUGAACAUGUCUCAUUCCGUCUACAUAAUUUUAACAAAGGAACAAGUAAAAUGUAUACGAGUGACUACCUAAAUCAGGAGCAACCUCAUUGCGCGACGCAUGCAAUUGACGACUCCAGAGACCAAAAAGCUCUACGUUCUCUCUCUCUAGGAUUCCAGAAAUGUAAAAGAAAAAAGUUGUUCUUAAAACAUAUUUGUCAAAAAUCAAAAAACAAUUUUCGAAACGAAAGCAAUGUGAAAUUUGUUAUUCCGUUGCAGUAUAAGAAAAGGGAAAAACGAUUUUUCAACUUUAUAACAAAACGUAUUCCCAUGACAAUAAAUCCAUUAGUUUGUGGAUUCAAAAAAAAAAAAAAAGGGGCGUUUGCUUUCAGUGCGCUAAAUCCCACCAUUACACGUUUAAAUGAAUUAGUACUGAUGACUUUUAAUGUUGGACUAUUAGAAUAUUGUUUCGGUGGUAUCAGCUGGUAUAGAAAUCCACCAUUCACUAAAUUCCGAUUACAACAUAUUGCCCCUGCACUCAAAAAUUCGGGAUGUCACAUCAUAGCGCUUCAAGAAGUUUACGACGAGUGGCAAGCCAAUUUUUUGAUUAGUUUUUUAAAAGUAGUUUUUCCUUUUGUGGCGCGAUGUGCUUCCGGUGGCAUGUUCAGUUUGCAUAAUGGGUUAAUGCUCAUGAGUCAGUUCCCUAUACUUAGAAGUCAUUUCCACUCAUUCCACUCUGUCACCACACUUGAGAAAAUAUUUGGUUCAAAAGGCAUUUUAGAGGCAACUGUAGAAAUACCUACAGUUGGAAAAGUUACAAUUUUUAAUGUUCAUUUAGCAAGCGGAGCUAUAGAUCCUCAGUGUUCAUCAGUGGAACUACUUCGUUAUGAUGAAAUUCUUCAAAUUUUUGAUGUAUGUAGUGUGGCUAAAAAUCGAGGGGAAAUACCUUUAAUUAUGGGGGAUUUGAACGCAGCUCCUAACAUUUGUUCGUCUAACUAUAAAGCUUUUCUUUCAAAAGGGUGGCGUGACGCUUUACUACUCGCAUUGCGAAAACAAAAAAUAAAUGAAGCGCUUCAUGAACUUGAAGCUUUCGAAGUGUGGCAGUUGCUUUGUAAAAACGAAGACUUUGUACAUGAAUGCAUUAAUUCGAUUAAACAGCUCUCUCAUUCUUCUAGUGUUAUCCACACGGAUGCAUUUGUCAAUCUUUUAAAAGAAAAUAAUUUAUAUAGUGCUUUUCACAAAACACAAAAAGCUCAAAUGCAGAGUUGGCAAUCCCGGGUUAAGACCAUAGAACAAAAACUGAUCGUUUCAAAGCCUUCCAAAAUACUUAACAUUAUAUCCUUGAUUUAUUGGUACUCAAACAAAGAAACAACGGAGAAGCAAAAAAAGAAACUUCAAUUCCAACAUACUGUCGUAUUACUUAAAAGAUAUUCAAACUUUAUGGCGCACAGACGGCGCCGUGAACCAAUCAACUCGUUCCUCAAGUCACAAUAUACAAACGAUUCCCCCACUCCUAGAAACAGUCGUGCUGCGCGUAUUUCUCGUUUUCCCAAAGUAUUAAGAGUCUCACAUUUGAAAAGUGCAUACAUAGCAUUUAUUCCCGCACCCUCUCGUCAAAGUAUAGUUCCCUCUUUAUUUCACACAAAGAGUACUACCCAGUUUUUGUCGGACAAACCUGUCUGGUUUCCGUAUCCGUCGCGUCGCUUUUUUCUUCGGCAUUAUUCGUGUAGUACAGACAUCUCAUCUGAUUGUUCCUUGAACAAGUCGUUAAGCGCAUCUUAUAAAACCCAGAAUUCAAAACAUUCAUCGGGUGAUAAACCUUAUCUCAAAUAUUUCCAAUGUGAUCCGUUUUCUUGUUCUUUGUACACGUGGGAUCCUCAAAACCCUCUAAACGUGAUUGGACCCCACGCUGGUAAGCUUUGUACCGUAAACUUUAAUUGUAUAAGUGUUAAAUACACGGUGAUCCAUGAGAUUGUCUUGCUUUUGAAACGCACCAACUUUUUAAUGCAAUCAUUUCAACAAAAUAUUUUUUACAUUUUAGAAUGUCACGGACUGCGUUGUGAUCACAUCCUUCUUCCUCCUCAGGACUAUAUUGGAGAGUUAGGAUCUUUCGAAAUCACCCAAGCUGAUGUUAUGUUUCAAAAACCUGAAGUACCCAUUCAGGGUUUUUGUUGUGGUCUUGCUGGAAAUACAUCUCUUGUAACACUAUCGGAUCAUUAUGGUGUCCGGGUGACCCUUUCCCGUUUCACAUGAGCAUUUCUAUCUUUUGUACCUACAUUACACUUCGAUUAGACAAAACUCAUCUGAUUGUUGUCAAGCGUAUGCUACC
Molecule: messenger RNA, 3205 nt
Organism: Hylaeus volcanicus
Lineage: Eukaryota; Metazoa; Arthropoda; Insecta; Hymenoptera; Colletidae
Exons: 5
Coding region: 1-3129 (1042 amino acids)
Cellular component (GO): cytoplasm
Molecular function (GO): sphingomyelin phosphodiesterase activity
Source: RefSeq, a predicted model, not a curated record